Messenger RNA from Eucalyptus grandis, 3082 nucleotides. Its product is annotated as PTI1-like tyrosine-protein kinase 1. Gene Ontology annotation, molecular function: ATP binding; protein kinase activity. The record is from RefSeq and is a predicted model, not a curated record. The coding region runs from base 406 to 1704 and encodes 432 amino acids. Gene Ontology annotation, biological process: protein phosphorylation. NCBI's taxonomy places the organism in Eukaryota, Viridiplantae, Streptophyta, Magnoliopsida, Myrtales, Myrtaceae. The transcript is spliced from 2 exons.
AUCGAAACUCAGAAUUGUUCUUAGCCGCGCCUGUUUCGGUGCAGGGAUCCCCCGAACACCCGGCAAAAAAUCCCCGUCGGCCCCACAAACCGAUUAAAUCGAAACAUCCCAACCCCGUUUGAACGUAAUCCGUGGCGUUCACUCAUUCCGGUGUGAAACCUCCAACGUCGGCGGCGAAUUCAGUGGAACAUCAUUACAAUCUCUCCUUAAAACUUGACUUACCUCAGCCGAGUUACGUUCACGAAACCUUCACGAACACGAAAUCCAUUUCUCACGCCGCCAGCCAAUAAUCUUUUCCCUCUUCUUAUAGACCUUCGUCCCAUAAAAAAAUAAUGCCAAAACCGCCUUAAAGACAUCCUCAAAUUCUUCAAUCUUCGCUCUCUCCAUCAUGUGCAGAUAAGAAGCAUGUGCAGAUCGAGAAAAUCUGCAGACGCGAUCCAACCCACCACCAGCGCCGCCGCCGCCGCCGCCGCCGCCGCCCGACCCUCCAAGUCGUCGAGAACCUCCAAGUCCUACCACUCCUCCAACCCUUCCAACCCGUCUUCCUCCUCCUCCGCCUCCCUCAACCUGAACAGCUACAGCUACAACUCCAAUUCCUCCUCCCUCUCUGCCGGCCAGCAGUCCCUGUCCAGGAUCAAGCAGUUCCUCCCCGAGACGCCCCUCAUCUACACCCUCCCCGACCUCCGCCUCGCCACCGGCAACUUCCUCGCCGGCCGCCUCUCUUCCUCCUCCUGGCGCUGCGCCCUCCGCGGCCGCGACGCCGUCGUCUUCCAGCGCCGCCUCAAGCGGCCCCUCGACGGCCCCAAGCUCGGCCGCCGCCUCUCCGCCAUCACCAAGAGCCACCACAGCAGCCUGGUCAAGGUGCUGGGCGCCGCCGUCGCCGGGAACUACGUCUACCUGGCGUACGAGUUCGUGGAGGGGGCGAACCUGUCGGACUGCCUGAGGAACAAGGUGAACCGGGCGUUCACCGUCCUCUCGUCCUGGGUGACCCGGAUGCAGAUCGCCGCCGACCUCGCCCACGGCCUCGACUACAUCCACCACUGCGCGGGCUCCGCCACCGGCGCCGGCGGGGGGUCCGGGUUCGUCCACAACCACAUCAAGAGCUCGAGCAUCAUCGUGACGGAGCCGUCGCUCAAUGCGAGGAUCUGCCAUUUCGGGACCGCCGAUCUGUGCGGCGAGGCGGCCGAAGUGGUGGAGGAGGAGGAGGAGGGCGCCUCAGAGCCCGGGAGCGGCCCGACCCUGAAGAGGACGAGCAGCAGGGGAGUGAAAUUGCAGGGCACGAGAGGGUACAUGUCGCCGGAGUACCUGGUCACGGGGGUGGCGACGCAGAAGUCGGACGUGUUCGCGUUUGGGGUGGUGAUCCUGGAGCUGCUGAGCGGGGAGGAGCCGCUGCGGUACUGCUUCGACGGGGAGGACGGCGGCGGGGGUUACCGGAGGAUGAGCGUGAUAGACAGCGCGAGGGAGGCGGUGGAGGGAGGGAAGGUGAGGAGGUGGGUGGACAUAAGGCUGAAGGACUCGUACCCGGAGGAGGUGGCGGAGAGGAUGGUGAGCCUGGGGCUGGAGUGCGUAGAGGAGGAGGCGGAGAGGAGGCCGGACAUGAGCCAGGUCAGUGCCGUGAUCUCCAAGCUGUAUUUGGAUUCCAAGGCUUGGGCUGAGAAGUUCGGCUUGCCUGUGGAUUUCUCUGUGUCCAUGGCACCUCGGUGAGUCGAAAGGCGAAAUUUUUUUUGCAGAUCGUCUUUCUUUUCCUUGAAACCCAUUCAUCGGACAGAAAAUCUGGAUUGAAUUCCAUUGUGGUAUGUUACGACUGGGUCGGAUAGACUCGGUCUUUGCAAUACUUGCUCCUUUCAUUUACAAUAGUACUAGUGCGUGUAUCGAGCUUUGUGCGAAUGGUGUUCCGAGACCUGUAUCAUCCCGACACGGGGCUGGUGAUGAGCUCGCCUAUUCUAGACAACAACUGGGUCGAGAGCAAUGCUCAGUGACGACCUCUCGGAAGUCCUAAAUUCAAAGGGUUCGCAGCCAACGCGAAUCCUCAAACGAUAAGCCCAAGAGUGUGGCUGCAGCCACGAGUUCUCUCAGCAAAAAGAUUGGCAGGCAGGCGGGGAGGAUCUUGAUCUGUUCAAGCAGGUCUUGCUGAGGAACUUCGAUUGGAGAUCUGCGAAGUGGUUGAGGGAGAUGGGGGGUGAUUUUUUGUAUAGAGUGACAUUUCUUCUCGGAAUACUUGUAUAGACACUGCAUUUUGGUGAGUAUAAUCAUACAGGUUGAAAUAAUAGUACUAGUGCAUGUAUCAAGCUUUGUGCGAAUGGAUCUCCAAGACCUGUAGCAUCCCGGCAUGGCUGCCUGGUGAUGAGCUCGCCUACUCUGGACAACUGGGUUGAAAGCAAUGCUCAGUGAUGACCUCUCGGCAGUCCCAAAUUCAAAGGGUUCACAGCCAACACAAAUCCUCAAACGAUCAGGCCAAGAGUGCGGCUGCAACCAUGAGUUCUCACAGCAAAAGGGUUGGCAGGCAGGGAGGAUCUUAAUUUGUUUGAGCAGGUCUUGCUGAGGAACUUCGAUUGGAGUUCUGCGAAGUGUUUAGGGAGAUGGGGGCUGAUUCUUUUGUAUAGAGUGACAUUGUCUUCUCAGAAUAUUUGUAUAGACACUGCAUUUUGGUGAAUAAUCAUACAUGUUAAACAAUUUUUUCCUAAGUACAGAGGAGGUUCUCUCCGACACUGCAUCACUGAUCCGACCUUGAUGUCAAGGGAGCUUUUUUGAGCUUAAGAGGAAGAGUGACAAUGAGCGAGUUGAAGAGCGACGACCUCUCAGCAGUCCUAAAUUCGAAUGGUUGACAGCCGAUAUGAAUCCUCAAAUGGUAAGGCUAAGAGCACGGCUGCAACCACUGAGUUCUCUCAGCAAAAGGGUUGGCAGGCAGGCAGGGAGGAUUUUGAUUUGUUCAAGCUGGUCUUGCUGAGGAACUUCGAUUGGAGUUCUGUGAAGAGUUUUUGAGGGAGAUGGGGGGUGAUUCUUUUGUAUAGACUGACAUUUCUUCUCGGAAUACUUGUAUAGACACUGCAUUUUGGUGAAUAUAAUCAUACAUUUUAUACAA